Molecule: messenger RNA, 2133 nt
Organism: Paramecium tetraurelia
Lineage: Eukaryota; Ciliophora; Oligohymenophorea; Peniculida; Parameciidae
Exons: 6
Biological process (GO): prolyl-tRNA aminoacylation
Cellular component (GO): aminoacyl-tRNA synthetase multienzyme complex; cytoplasm
Molecular function (GO): proline-tRNA ligase activity; ATP binding; aminoacyl-tRNA deacylase activity
Source: RefSeq, a predicted model, not a curated record
AUGGACAACAAUUUCUAAUUGCCAAACAAAUAAGCCUGUCUUGACUAAUUAACAAAAUUAGGAAUAGAUUAUAUUGCACAUCAUCAUGAUCCAGUUCCAACAAUGGAGGAUGUUGUUAAAAUAAAGGUUGAGGAGGGCACAGCAUAUGUUAAGAAUUUAUUGUAUGUUGAUAAAAAGUCCAAUUAUUAUUUGAUAUUGGCCAAUAACACAACUUAAGUUGGCAAAUUGUUUUGGAAAACUCUUGGAUUAGCUUCUGGAAACAUGAGAUUAAGCAAAGAAGAGCAAAUCGCUGAAGCUUUGAAAUCAAGUAAGGGUAAUGUAAAUCCUUUUGCUGUUGCCAACGAUACAAAUAAUCUAGUCAAAAAUAUUAUCAUCGAUGAAGAAUUGACUAAAUAUAAGAGAUUAGCUUUACAUCCAAUCGAGAAUACAACUACAGUUGAAAUUUCACUUGAUGAUUUACAAAACAAGUUCUUAAAAAUACUAAACCGAUAAUUUACAGUCUUAUAAUUAACAGAUGCUGCUGCUGAAUAAAAAUUGGAAUAAUAAAAGGAAUAAUAAAAAGAAUAACAAAAAGACUAAUAGAAGGAUCAACAAAACUAAUAAACAUUAGCUAUUACAGUGAAAAAAUCAGAUUUUUCAGAGUGGUAUCAAUAAGUUAUAAGAAAAGCAGAAUUGAUUGAAUAUUAUGAUGUUAGUGGUUGUUAUAUUUUAAGACCAUGGGCUUAUUUUAUUUGGGAAUAAAUCCAGAGAUAUUUUGAUGAUCUUAUUAGAACUGAGGAAGUUGAGAACACUUAUUUCCCAAUGUUUCUAUCAGCUAAACAUUUGAAUAAAGAAAAAGAACAUGUAGAGGGAUUCAAAGCAGAAGUUGCUUGGGUGACAAAAUACGGAGAAAGUGAUUUGAAUGAACCACUAGCUAUAAGACCAACAUCUGAAACAAUUAUGUAUCCAGCAUUUGCAAAAUGGGUACAGAGCCAUAGAGAUUUACCAUUAAAAGUGAACUAAUGGACAAAUAUUGUGAGAUGGGAGUUCAAAUUCCCAACACCAUUUAUUAGAACAAGAGAAUUCUUAUGGCAAGAAGGACAUACAGCACAUGCCACAAGGGAAGAAGCUGUGAAAUAAGUGUACACUAUUCUUGACUUCUAUGAAUAAGUCUAUGGAGAAUUAUUGGCUGUGCCUGUUAUCAAAGGAAUUAAAACAGAAUCAGAAAAAUUCGCAGGAGGAGAUUUCACUACAACUGUAGAGACAAUCAUUCCAUAAAAUGGAAGAGGUUUAUAAGGAGCUACAUCUCAUCAUUUAGGAUAAAAUUUCAGCAAGAUGUUUGAGAUUAAUUUCGAAGAUGAUAAGAAAUAAAAAGCUUUUGCUUGGCAAACCAGUUGGGGUUUAACUACUCGAUCUAUUGGUGCCAUGAUUAUGUUCCACGGUGAUGAUAAAGGUUUGGUAUUGCCACCAAGAAUUGCUAAAUAUUAAAUAGUUAUUAUUCCAAUUAUUCACAAAGAUCUUGAUGAGAAUUAAUUGAAUGAAAGAUGCGAAUAAAUUAGAUAAAUUUUGGUCAAAUAAAAAUUAAGAGUCCAUUUGGAUAGCAGAGACAACUAUUCUCCAGGAUGGAAAUUUAAUAAGUGGGAAUAAAAGGGAGUUCCUGUUAGAUUGGAAAUUGGACCGGGAGAAUUUAAGAAUAAUGAGGUUAGAGUUGUUUAGAGAUUUGACAAUAAGAAAUAUCAAAUUAAAUUGGAAGAACUUAAUCAAUUAACUUAAAUACUUGAUAACAUUCAUAACGCCAUGUUAGAUAAAGCUAGAACUGAAUUAAAUCAAAGAAUCAAGUAAGCAGAUAAUUGGAAAGAAUUCAUGAGUCAAUUAAAUCAAAGAAAUACAAUAUUAACUAGAUGGUGUGAGAGAUAAGAAUGCGAAAAGGAAGUUAAAACUAAGUCAGGAAUAGAGUCUAAGGAGAAGGAUUCAGAAAUUGAUGGAUAAGUCUAAUUAACUGGUAGUGCUAAAACCUUAUGCAUGCCAUUAAAGUAAGAUUAACUAAAGGAAGGAGAGGUGUGCUUCAAUUGCGGUCAAUAAGCCAAGAAGUAUGUGUUAUGGGGAAGAUCAUAUUGAUAUAUUAAAUAUACAACAACAUAAUAUAAUAAAUUU